Messenger RNA from Diceros bicornis minor, 2339 nucleotides. RefSeq names its product Rho guanine nucleotide exchange factor 38 (gene ARHGEF38). The transcript has 14 exons. Lineage: Eukaryota; Metazoa; Chordata; Mammalia; Perissodactyla; Rhinocerotidae. The record is from RefSeq and is a predicted model, not a curated record. Gene Ontology annotation, molecular function: guanyl-nucleotide exchange factor activity; protein binding. Gene Ontology annotation, cellular component: cytoplasm. Bases 1 to 2334 code for a protein of 777 amino acids.
AUGGAGCCCAAAGAAGCCCCUGGGAAGGAAACCCUGGGCACCAAGAGAAAGAAUCUGGCCUUCUUGAGGCCCAGGCUGUACAUGCUGGAGAGAAGGAAGACUGACACUGUGGUGGAGGGCAGUGUUUCUGGGGACCACUCUGGUGCCUUGAGGAGGAGCCAGUCUGACAGGACCGAAUACAACCAGAAGUUACAAGAAAAGAUGACUCCCCAGGCCGAGGGUUCUGUGGCUGAGACUCUAACUCAGGAGAGAGAGCAUCAGACAAGGAGAAUGAUGGCGAAACGGGAGAAAAUCAUCAAGGAGCUGAUACAGACGGAAAGGGACUACCUCAAUGAUCUAGAGCUGUGCGUGAGGGAAGUGGUUCAGCCCUUGAGAAGCAAGCAGGUUGAUCGGCUGGACGUGGAUAGCUUGUUUAGCAACAUUGAAUCCGUGCAUCAGAUAUCUGCCAAGCUGCUGUCAUUGUUGGAAGAGGCCACAACAGACGUGGAACCGGCCAUGCAAGUAAUCGGAGAGGUGUUCCUGCAGAUUAAAGGGCCGCUGGAGGACGUUUAUAAAGUCUACUGCUAUCACCACGACGAAGCGCACAGCGUCCUGGAGUCCUACGAGAAGGACGAGGAGCUGAAGCGACACCUGAGCCUCUGCACCCACUCGCUAAAGAAAAUAUACAUGCAAGAAGGUAAACCAAACUUGCUGGACAUGGGGUCUCUGAUGAUCAAACCCAUCCAGCGUGUGAUGAAAUACCCACUCCUACUGUGCGAACUUCGGAACUCCACUCCUGCCUGUCACCCAGACUUCAGAGUGCUGGAGGAUGCCUUUGCUGCAGUGAGGGACAUUAACGUAAACAUCAACGAGUUGAAAAGACGGAAAGAUUUAGUUCUAAAAUACAAGAAGAAUGAUGAGGACGAAUCUCUUAAAGACAAAUUGUCUAAACUCAAUAUUCAUUCAAUUAGCAAGAAAUCAAAAAGAGUGACAAAUCAUCUGAAGAUUCUGACCAGAGGAGAAUCGCAGGUGACAGACAAUACCUUUAACAGAGAAGAAAAGCUAUUUAGAUCUUUAGAGAAGGCCGUGAGGCAUUGUGUGAAGAACAUUUCGCUGUAUCUUCAACACAUACAGGACGCCACAACCUUGGCGCUGCAGAGUGCAAUGGCGUUGCAGGAGAUUUCAUGCAACAAGGACGAGGAGGAGAGGGGCCACUCAGAGGCCCCGAGUGAUGCCCCAAAUCCCUGUGGCGACUUUGCAGCGCGGCUGCAGACGCUGGUCCUGACGCCCCUGUCGGCCCUGCUGGCCCUGUUCCCGGGGCCCCGGAGGCUCGUCCAGAAGCGCUACGACAAGCUGCUGGACUGCGGCAGCCCCCCGCGGCGCGCGGGCGCCGAGGCGGACCUGGCCACACGGGAGUACGAGGCCCUCAACGCGCAGCUCGGGGAGGAGCUCCGGCUGUUCAACCGCGCGGCGCGGGGGCUCCUGGCCGACUGCCUGCGCAGCCUCGCCUCGCUCCUCGGGGCCCCGACGCGGGCGGCCCCGCGCCUCCACCCCGCGGCGCGGCCGAUACCACCAUUGGCUUCAAACAUCUCUGAAAUUCAGAAUCGAGUACUAGAAGAACUUCAAAAUCUGAAUUUUGUAAAGGACAACAGUGCCACCUUUAUUGAGAGGAAACUUAGUUUUGAAAAGAAGAAGCCUGUGCAAAUUCUGCCAGAAACACCACGUCAAACUGACACUCACCGCCUCAAACUUCUGUCCACGUACAGUACAGAGGAGCUCUACCAAGCCAAGCGCAGGUGCAACGCCACACAGGAAUAUGACAUCAAUCUCCUGGAAGGGGAGUUGGUGGCCGUGAUGGAACAGAAGGACCCACUGGGGAGCACGAGCAGGUGGCUUGUGGACACAGGACUUAUGAAAGGCUAUGUGUAUUCCUCCUUCCUAAAACCCUACAAUCCAGCAAAAGUGCAGAAGGCGGAUGCUGAGCACAGGUUCUGUGAUGAUGAUUUUGAUAACAUCAGCCUCUUCGUAUCUGCACGGCCGGCUCAUGACAGUGUCACAGGCACCCCAGAAGGUAGCAUAAGUGACAGCAGCUCAUCUCUCAGUGGCACAUGUGGAAAGCUUGAGACAAAUGGCACUGACGCUGACAGUUUUCAAGAAGUAGAUGAACAGAUUUUCUAUGCAGUUCAUGCCUUUCAAGCACGGAGUGACCAUGAACUCAGCCUUCAGGAAUACCAAAGAGUUCAUAUACUUAGAUUUUGUGACCUAAGUGGCAAUGCAGAGUGGUGGUUGGCUGAAGCUCAAGGGCAGAAAGGAUAUGUGCCAGCUAACUACCUGGGGAAGAUGACUUACGCUUAAGAAAA